UGCCUCUGGAGCGUGCAGACGCCUCUGAGCCCCUCCAUACCGGGGUUUUCCUUCAGCGCUACCUGACCCGAUCCGUCUGGACAUACGAACGCAGCGCCAGCGUUCAACCCGCAGGUGUUCAGGUCUACAGUUCCUGCAGGGUUUACCGGUUGGGGACUAAAGAGUUUUCUUCUUUCAUUUCACACCUGGAGGCUGCAGAGCAGCAUGGACUUCACUCACUUCUGGCUUCUCGCCACCACUCUGAUGCUGAUCCAUCAGUUUCAAGCAUCUGACAUGAGCCCUGUGGCGCAGCAGGGCCCCCUCGCGCAGCUCGCCCACACAGCCCACCGGCGAGAAAAGCGCUGCUCCUGUGAGAACCAGAAGGACAAGGAGUGUAUUUUUUUCUGUCACAUCGGCAUCGUCUGGGUCAAUACCCCGAGCCAAGUGGUGCCGUACGGAUUCGGGUCGGUGCGUCUCCGGAGGGAGCUGCAGCGCUGCUUCUGCACCGACUCCCAGGACACCGAGUGUUUCAGCUUCUGCUCUGAGCACAAGCAAACACUGGAGGAAAACGCUGUUGUGAAGAGGAAGCCUGAGAAGAUGAAGAGCUACAGAACUGCAUUGUGGGAAAAAAGAAACCGGCACGCUCUCAAGCACCAGACCUGAGACGGAGGCGCUUCACCGCUAACACCAGCUCUUCAGAACCGAAGUCCUUCAAGUAUCCAAAGCAACUCAUAUUGGACCCUUUAGUACGUGACAGCGGUCCGGUCGUGUACAGAGACGAUUUUUGUUAAUGUGAUGAUGAUGAUGAUGUUUGAACUGGAGCUUUGAACACUGACAGGCUUUGGCUCACAAAAUGUAUGGAUAUGUGACCUUUGUGUUGACGCCGAUCCGGUUUUUAACUGUUAGAAAUAGCCGAACCGUGGAAACCUCAAACCUGAGCGUCCGGGGAGUUUCCACCGGAAAAAGUCCACAACUCUUUAUGUUUUGUCACAUUACAACCAUAAACUUCAUGAUAUGUUUUGGUUAUUUUGUGUGACGGGGCCGUUCACCUGAACACACUGAGCCUGGAGGUUCCCGGUGUCUCUGGAGGAGCUGUAGAGAACCACCGCUCAGGUUCUGAAGUUUCAGUGCAAAGGUUAGCUGCACACAACAGAUCUGGAAAAGAGAAGGAAAAUGUUGAAAUAAAACUGUAAAAAUCUCUUCUGGAGUUUAUGAAAAACCAGCAAACGUACAAGUCCAAGUAGAGCUCCAGUUAGCCACUAUACCUGCUGAGUUAGAAUGGUCUAGUCAAAGUACAAUUGAAAAUUUGUGACAAAACUUUAACAUCUAUUCAAUCUUGUUUAACUCAAGCUUUUUUUCUGGGAUGAUUUGUUCAGUUUUAGGAGAAUGAUUUCAUCCAUGCCACACUUUCUAGAUUUUUAUUCUUAAAUAAUUUUUCUUCCACUUCACAGUUAUGCACGAUGUUGAUAAAAUUCAUUUUGGUUUGCGGUUGUUAUGUCACAAAAUGUAAGAAUGUUUGAAGGGCAGAGACACUUUUCAGUCUUACUGCAUGCAGUGUGUUUGGUGCAGUAAAAGGGACAGAAUCAGACAAAUGAAAAAUUUGUCCUCAGUGACACAAGAUAAGUGUGAACAAGUAAAAUUUCACCUUAUAUAUAAUUAUCCCUGUAGUGUUUGCACCUUUUUCCAUCUGAAUUUUUCCUUCCACUAAACUUUCUGUGAAUGUGCUCGGAUACAACGCUCUGUGAACAACCAGCUUCUCGGUUGGUGUUGCAGAUGUUGAAAAUAAAUCUCUAAGAGGUUAUUUGGCUUAUGAUCCAGGACAUUGUGUGCAGUUCAAUUUUUUACCGAAAAAUGGCUCUGAAUACAGAUUUUUAUUUGUUUGUCUGACUUUUGUUUCUCUUACUCCAACAUACCACUAUCAGCAACAGGAUAAAAAACAUCUUUUAGGGUCAAAAGUGAAAAAUACAGUGUGGAAACAAGUGGAAUUCAGUUUUUCUUUUUACGUUUUGCAGUUUUUGAAGCUUUUCUUUGUAUUUUGGCUUCUUCUCAAUUUCAGACGAGUUUUUGUUACCAGCAACUCUUCUGAAAACAAUUUUGCUCUCAGACGUGGUUUUCAGUGUUUGACUCUGUAAGAUGUGAAUGAAGGUCCUUCAUGCUCUGAAUCUCCAUGAUAACAUUUAGAAAAGCUGCUCAUAUUUCAGCUUCAUCCUGACAAGGGAUUAUAAAUUAGAGAAAAACUCCAUUUGCUCAAAGACUAAUUGUACGAUAAUUGGGACUGUGAGGAUUUCACCUGCUGUCAGAGUUGCAGACUCACUGUGUGAAUAUGAAUAAUAAUAGUGAUAAUAAUAUAUCUGUCUGUAAAGAAAUGUUUUUGCUGCUUUGCAUAACGUUUUGUGUAUUUUUUCCAUGAAUGCAUGCAUCAAAGCAGCAGCAAAAGCUCUUUGCUGCUUCUCUGUGUUUAUAUCUGCACCUUUGCUUCUUCCUCUGACAUGUUAAAGCAUCCGUGAAGAAUAAUGCACACAGAUGGUAGAGUGUAAAAUAAAGUAUUUAUUUCAUGUCUAACCAUAAAAUCCUCUCCAUCUCUUCAUCGUGGUGAAACGUUGUCACUUAAAGAACCAAAACAGUCUGUAGAAAUAUGUUCAAAUCCUUUUGUUUUCUCUGAAAAUGAUACAUGGGAGAAAUUCAAAGCCAUUUUUGGGACGUAGUUCAGGAUGUUUGACCAGAAGGGGGCAGAAGAACUUCAGAAAACAUGUUAAAACAUGUUUUGUCCUAAUUCAGUCCUGAACAGCUGGUGUGCUACAAAGUUAGCUAGCAUUAAUUCUGGAGGUUCCCAGAGACACCGGGAACCUCCAGGCUCAGUGUGUUCAGGAAAAAAAGAAGAAAGAAUAUGUACGUUUGUGGAUCCUCGCUGCUGGUCCUGGAGCAACUGGGAGCGUUUCAACCUGGUGAGCAUGUUGGUGCUCACCAGGACUGCUUGAUUUCAACACUCACGGUCCAAAUGGACAUAAAGAAAAGAAUA
Molecule: messenger RNA, 2998 nt
Organism: Poeciliopsis prolifica (blackstripe livebearer)
Lineage: Eukaryota; Metazoa; Chordata; Actinopteri; Cyprinodontiformes; Poeciliidae
Exons: 4
Coding region: 205-642 (145 amino acids)
Biological process (GO): intracellular calcium ion homeostasis; vein smooth muscle contraction; regulation of vasoconstriction
Cellular component (GO): extracellular region
Molecular function (GO): hormone activity; endothelin B receptor binding
Source: RefSeq, a predicted model, not a curated record